Messenger RNA from Malurus melanocephalus (red-backed fairy wren), 636 nucleotides. RefSeq names its product leucine rich repeat containing 46 (gene LRRC46). Bases 1 to 636 code for a protein of 211 amino acids. The transcript is spliced from 8 exons. Lineage: Eukaryota; Metazoa; Chordata; Aves; Passeriformes; Maluridae. Gene Ontology annotation, molecular function: protein binding. The record is from RefSeq and is a predicted model, not a curated record.
AUGGGACCCGAGAAGAAAYCCCCGGGAGUGACCCUCAACGACAGCCUCAUCAACACCCGGAGCCGACACACCAGGCUGCUGCCCACCACCUCCAUCCGCCUGGACCGGGAGAACAUCUCCUCCAUCGGGAAACUGAGGCAGCUGGUGGACAUCCACAGCCUCUACCUGCAGCAGAACCAAAUCGAGAAGAUCGAGAAUUUGGACUCUUUCCCCAACCUGAGGUUCCUGUGCCUGGCUGGGAAUCGCAUCCAGAGGGUGGAGAACCUGCAGCUCCUGUCCCACCUGCGCAGCCUGGACCUGUCCUACAACCAGAUCCGAGUUCCCUUGGCCAUAGGAAAUUUGCUUUUCCCUGUUUUUUUCCCCAGGGAUGUGGUGGUGGCAGCCCUGCCCCACCUCCUGGAGCUGGACUCGCAGCCCAUCCAGAGAAACGCGGCCGAGGAGAAGCCCAGGCGGGGCUUUUCCAGCAGCGAGGAGGAGGAUGAUGACGAUGAGGAGCUGUUCCCCGAGCCCAGGAGCCCCUUCAGCGCCGACAAAGAUUUCCUGGAGGAUCUGCACCGGGAGCUGGCCGGGCGCUCGCGGCGGCGGCGCAGGAUUUCCUGGAGGAUCUGCACCGGGAGCUGNUCAGGGUCGGCAUAG